This is a messenger RNA of Eutrema salsugineum, 923 nucleotides long. Its product is annotated as ycf20-like protein. The transcript has 2 exons. The coding region runs from base 158 to 760 and encodes 200 amino acids. The record is from RefSeq and is a predicted model, not a curated record. NCBI's taxonomy places the organism in Eukaryota, Viridiplantae, Streptophyta, Magnoliopsida, Brassicales, Brassicaceae.
AGCCACGAACAGGAUCUUCUUCUCAAGCUUCAUAGUAUCAGUAGGCUUCUCGCCAUUUCUUUUUAAACCAAUCGGUGGUUACUCACACAUCCAAUUGAUCACUGUGACUUAAAAAAGAAAAAAAAACCUAAAUCUCAGAAACCGUGUUCUGGCUCGAAUGGCAUAUCAAAUUCAUGUCUCACGCGUCUUGCCAUCAUCGUUAUCAAUCAUUGAAACUGGAAAAGGUCGAUCCUUUACGAUAAAUUUAUUCCACAGAAGAAACCAUCACAGAGAUUCGUCGCUUAAUCCCAUGAAAAGUUUUCAGAUUCGAAGAGAAAAUCAGAGAAUAGCGUUUGCGUUAGACACAGGUUCUUCUUCUUCUUCUGUUCCUGGAGAUAAUGGAGGAGGACAAGAGAUUAAUGGAGACAGAACAGGUCUAGGCAGCACAAGAUUAGGGAGAAUUGCGCUUGCGUUAGGCAACCAGUUGCUUCUGAAAAUAAACGCUGCAAGAAAAAACUUUCCAAUGAAGAUCUUUCUGCUGCUUCUUGGUUUCUACACUGCAAAUGCAUUGGCAACGAUUCUUGGCCAAACCGGUGACUGGGACGUGCUAGUUGCAGGAAUUGUUGUCGCUGCGAUUGAAGGAAUCGGUAUGCUGAUGUAUAAGAAGCCUUCUUCAACAUUGUUAUCUGGGAAGUUGCAGUCUUUUGUUGUGUUUAUGAAUUUCUGGAAAGCUGGUGUUUGUUUAGGUCUCUUUGUUGAUGCUUUCAAGUUGGGUAGUUGAAAAGAAAACAAAAAUCCAUUCUUUUCUUCUUCUAUAACGAGUAAUGUGUGUGUGUGUAUAGAGAGAGCCUUUGAUUAGUUUCAGUUUUGUUGGAAUGUCUGAGAAUGCAGACCCUGUUUUUGACACUUUAAAACAAAUUGUAUUAUAAGUUCACUUGUUUACA